This is a messenger RNA of Cylindrotheca closterium, 468 nucleotides long. Lineage: Eukaryota; Bacillariophyta; Bacillariophyceae; Bacillariales; Bacillariaceae. The record is from the annotation of a GenBank genome assembly.
AUGCGUUCUUCUACUGCUACCAUUCUCCUAAUCGCUAUACUGCUCAGCUCCAACGCUGAAGCCGGCAAGUGGCAACAUUCACAAAACCGAAAGCUCUCCAAGAAGUCUUCCAAGAAGGCUGCAACCGUUGCCACAGCCUCUGCGCCCGUCGCCGCACCUGUUGCUAGCAUGUCCAGUGUAUCCAGUGUGAGUAGCGAGGAUACCCCAGCUGCUGCACCUAUCGCCGUUGUCCCAGUCGCCGUUGUCCCAGUUGCUUCCACCAGCUACGGCGGUACACCGGUCUCCCAACCUGUCGCAAUGCCCGCUGCAGAAAUUGCCUUGGUUAGCGUCCCCGUCGCUCCAGUGGUCACAGUUGCUGCUGCAGCCGCAUAUGAUGAUGAUGAUGAUGAUGACGACCUUUGGGACGACGAUGCUGACGAUGACGACGACAUGUGGGAUGAUGAUGAUUCUGACGACGAUGAUGCCUAA